AUGUUGCCACUCGACAAUGUUCUACCUAAGUCUACUGAUGAGAUGAAGAAAUUUUUGAAGAUGUUUGGGUUCGGCUAUAAUGUGAUUCACGCCUGCAAGAAUGACUGCAUUCUUUAUCGGAAUCAGUAUGAGGAGUUGGUGAGCUGUCCAAGAUGUAGUGAAUCAAGGUGGGAAAAGGAUAAACACACAGGUGAGGAGAAGCAAGGGAUUCUUGCAAAAGUGCUCAUAUAUUUUCCGAUUAAAGAAAGAGUUAGGAGGAUGUUUAGAUCAAAACGGGUAGCUGAGGCUUUAUGUUGGCACUACAGUAAUGGUAGUGAAGAUGGUACUAUGCGGCAUCCAGUUGACUCCUUGACUUGGUUUCAGGUCAACGAGAAAUGGCCGGAGUUUGCUGCUGAUGCUAGAAACCUUAGACAAGGUAUUUCUACAGAUGGCAUGAAUCCCUUUUCGAUCCAGAAUACAAAGUAUAGCACAUGGCCGGUGCUCUUGGUCAACUACAACAUGACACCAACUGAGUGUAUGAGAGCAGAGAAUAUCAUGCUGACACUGUUGAUUCCUGGACCAACCGCACCUAGCAACAACAUUGACGUCUACUUACAGCUGCUGAUAGAUGAUUUGAAAGACUUGUGGAUUCAAGGUAUAGAAGUUUAUGAUACCUUUAAGAAGGAGAGUUUCACUCUUAGAGCCAUUUUGCUGUGGAGCAUCAGCGACUAUCCUGCGUUAGAGACAUUAGCUGGAUGUAAGGUCAAGGGGAAACAAGCUUUCAGAAGCAACAGGAAGCGACUAAGGCCUGGUCAUCCAUACAGACGUAGAAAGGGGUGGUUCGACAAUACCAUAGAAUCUGGGUCUGCGAAAAGAAUUCAGAGUGGAACAGAAAUAUUUGAGAGUCUUAAGGAUUUUAGGAAUGAUUUUGGAAGACCUUUGGAUAAGAAGAAAGGUAAGAGAAAUAGAAACGAUUUCGACGAAGAUGAUGAUCUGCCUGUGCGGCACAACAUUGACGUCAUGCAUGUCGAGAAGAAUGUCUCUGAUGCAUUACUAGCAAUUCUGAUGCAUAGCCAAAAAUCUAAGGAUGGGUUGAAAGCAAGAAAAGAUUUAGAAGACAUUGGUAUUCGUCGCAACCUACAUACUCAGGUACGUGGGAAAAGAACUUACUUACCUCCAGCUGCAUAUUGGCUUUCUAAGGAAGAAAAACGGAUAUUCUGCAAAAGACUAUCUAAAUUCAGAGGGCCAGAUGGAUAUUGUGCAAACAUUACUAAUUGCGUUUCUGUUGAUCCGCCUAUUAUUGGUGCUAUGAAGUCACAUGACCAUCAUGUAUUAAUGCAAAAUUUGUUUCCUGUUGCAUUAAGAGGUUUACUGCCAAAUGGUCCUCGGGUUGCAGUGACUCGGCUAUGCAAUUUCCUCAGUAGACUGUGCCAACGUGUUAUAGAUCCAGAGAAAUUACUAGCAUUUGAAUCAGAGGUUGUGGAAACUAUGUGCCAGAUGGAGAGAUUCUUUCCGCCUUCACUUUAUGACAUCAUGUAUAUGAAGACACUAAAGGGAUAUGUCAAGAAUUUUGCUAGGUCAGAAGCGUGUAUGGCUGAGGGAUAUUUGGGAAGAGACAAACCAGAAAGGCUUCGAGGGAUGGGAAGAGGGGCUACAUGA
Molecule: messenger RNA, 1638 nt
Organism: Eutrema salsugineum
Lineage: Eukaryota; Viridiplantae; Streptophyta; Magnoliopsida; Brassicales; Brassicaceae
Exons: 4
Coding region: 1-1638 (545 amino acids)
Source: RefSeq, a predicted model, not a curated record